Molecule: messenger RNA, 2200 nt
Organism: Clarias gariepinus (North African catfish)
Lineage: Eukaryota; Metazoa; Chordata; Actinopteri; Siluriformes; Clariidae
Product: protein NLRC3-like
Exons: 5
Coding region: 104-2200 (698 amino acids)
Source: RefSeq, a predicted model, not a curated record
UGAGUUAGUAAUGUAUUAAUGCUGCACUCUAGUGCUGUCCUUAACCACCGUAACCACUUCAUAUGUAGGAUAAAAUACACUUCUAUGUCAGAAAAAGAGGGAAAUGUUUCCAAACGUGAGUGAAGAUUACACUGAGCUGCUGUUGGCUCGCCUGAUGAUUCUUUUCUCAGUUUGGAUCUGGAAAAAGAGAUCAUUUAUUUACACCAUAAACACUCACACAGUUACUGCCACAGCUACAGAUGAGUCUCCUGCUUCUCCUCCUGCUGUAAUUUCUCUUGUUUUGACCGCUGAAAACGGCAGUGUUGUUAAUCUUCCUGCGAUCAUAAACAGCAAUGUUUCAGAUCAUGUCAAUUUCGACAUCACAGCCAGCACUGCUUGCCCUCAAGCUUUGCCACAAGAAACAAAAAAUCAAUAUUUGAAAGCCCUACAGAAUUUUUUGGCAAGUCACAAAGCCAAUAUGAAGAAGAAAUUUGAGUGCAUUUUUGAAUAUGACACAAAGACCAAAAUACUCCUCAAGAAGAUCUACACACAACUGUACAUCACUGAAGGAGAACUCAAAGAUGUGAACAAAGAGCACGAGAUUAUGAAAAUUGACAAAGAUUUCACUGUGAAAAAGUCUGAAGGAAAACAAAUUAACUGCAAUGAGAUUUUCAGUCUUUCAGAGGAAAAUAAAGAAAAUAAAGUCGUGCUCACCAAGGGAAUUGCAGGAAUUGGAAAAACAGUAUCUGUGCAGAAGUUUAUUCUCGAUUGGGCUGAAGGAGAAGCCAACCAAGCCAUAGACUGCAUUUUCCUCCUUCCAUUCCGAGAGAUUAAUUUAAUUAAAGAUGAAGAAUUCAGUCUUCAUGAGUUACUGCAGGAAUUCUACCCUGAACUGGCAAAAGUCAAUGAAACAGAUUUGUAUGAAAAGUUUAAGCUUGCAUUUGUCUUCGAUGGGCUGGAUGAGAGCCGUCUUCCAUUGGACUUCAGUGUCCGUAAGGUGAGAAGUCCACAAAAGAAAGCAUCUCUAAAUGCUCUCAUCACAAACCUGAUUGAAGGAAACCUGCUUCCUUCUGCUCUGAUCUGGAUCACCUCUCGACCUGCAGCAGCCAAUCAGAUUCCUCCGGAGCAUGUGAGCUUGUUUACAGAAGUGCGAGGAUUUACUGAUAAACACAAGGAGGAGUAUUUUAGAAAGAGAAUAUUAGAUGACAAUGAUGCCUCUAAAAUCAUCUCACAGGUGAAGAAAUCUCGGAGUCUCUAUAUCAUGUGCCACAUCCCCAUCUUCUGCUGGAUCACUGCUACUGUGCUUCAGGAAAUGGUGGUGCAAAAUGAUGGAGAAGAAAUUCCCAUUACACUGACUGAAAUGUACAUCCACUUCCUACUUAUACAGAUGAGAAUCAAAAAUCAGAAGUAUGAUGAGAAAGAGGAGCGAGAUAUAAGGAAGCUUCUGAAAAUUAACAGAGAAAUUAUCCUGAAGCUGGCCAAGCUGGCAUUUAACCAGCUGAUAAAGGGGAACAUCAUGUUUUAUGAAGAUGACCUGAGAGAGUGUGGUAUUGAGGUCAGUGUAGAUUCAGAGUACACUGGAAUGUGUGCAGAGAUCUUCAAAAAGGAAUCUGUUCUUCAUGAGAAGCAGGUUUACUGUUUCAUACAUUUAAGCAUUCAGGAGUUUCUUGCUGCACUCCAUGUUUUCAACUCCUACCUGAACAAAAAGAUGAAUGAGUUACAGUUUUUCUUUAAAGAUCACUCUCCUAUAGAGGUUUCGCUGUAUGUUUUAUUGAAGAAGGCUGUUGAUGAAGUCAAAAGUAGUGAGAAUGGACAUUUAGAUCUCUUUCUUCGAUUCUUGUUAGGUAUUUCACUCGAGACAAAUCAGAAGCUCUUGCAAGGUGUACUUCCACACACAGAGUUACCAAAAAAGAGCAUUAGUAGCUACAUUCGGCAAAUACAGAAUAAUUCUUCUGAUUUGUCCCCUGAGACGUCCAUCAAUCACUUUUUCUGUCUGAUGGAACUGAAAGAUGACUCCCUGAACAACCAAAUCAAGAAAUAUCUGUGUACAGACAAGUUUCCAGAUAGAAAGUUAUCCUCGUCUAAUUGCUCAGCACUGGCCUACUUGCUUCUAAUGUCUGGAGAUGUCUUGGAGGAACUCGACCCAAAGAAAUUCAACCCAUCCUAUUCAGCCUACAGGAGACUCAUUCCAGCUGUGAGGUGCUGCAGAAAAGCUCUGUGA